UUCGAUUUUAUUUCGCUCCGGUAACUUGCGACAAGAAACAUGGCUAAGAAAUUACAUUAUUUCGAUCUGAAUGGAAUUGCGGAGUCUAUCAGAUAUUUGCUUCAUUACGGAGGUCAAAAGUUCGAAGAUAUUAGGUACGAAGUGAAGACGUGGCCUGAUAACAACAUCAAAGAUGUACUGCCAUUCGGCCAGCUACCUUUGUACGAGGAGGGUACUAUGAAGCUGACGCAGUCGUUGGCUAUUGCCCGCUACAUUGCUCACAAAGUGAACUUGGUCCCCACUGACCCAUGGGACCAGGCUGUACUGGACAGCAUUGUAUUCACCAUUUACGACUUUUGGGCAAAGGUUGUAGCAUACUUCAAGGAACAAGAUCCUAAAAGGAAGCUUGAAAUGAAAAGGGAAUUAUUAGAAGAAACUAUUGACUUCUACUUCACCAGAUUUGAGAAGCAUCUGAAGGAUAACAAGGGAUACUUCCACGGAAAGUUAACUUGGGUUGACUUCGUGUUGAUCGGCAUUGUUGAGGCUACGAACUUGUUCCUUGGCGUGAAUAUUGAAAAGAAAUAUCCCGCCGUGGACACUCUCAUGAAGAAAAUAUUUACUCUUCCGGGAGUCAAAGAAUACGUCGCGACAAGGAAGCCUUACGUUCUCUAAAUAUUUGGACAUCGUUUGUUUCUACAUAAACGUAUUUAUUUAAAAUA
Messenger RNA from Papilio xuthus (Asian swallowtail), 698 nucleotides. Lineage: Eukaryota; Metazoa; Arthropoda; Insecta; Lepidoptera; Papilionidae. The record is from RefSeq and is a predicted model, not a curated record.